This is a messenger RNA of Hydractinia symbiolongicarpus, 1508 nucleotides long. RefSeq names its product prostaglandin E2 receptor EP2 subtype-like. Bases 157 to 1365 code for a protein of 402 amino acids. The record is from RefSeq and is a predicted model, not a curated record. Lineage: Eukaryota; Metazoa; Cnidaria; Hydrozoa; Anthoathecata; Hydractiniidae. The transcript has 3 exons. Gene Ontology annotation, molecular function: G protein-coupled receptor activity. Gene Ontology annotation, biological process: positive regulation of cytosolic calcium ion concentration; inflammatory response; adenylate cyclase-activating G protein-coupled receptor signaling pathway. Gene Ontology annotation, cellular component: plasma membrane.
UACAGUUUUUCAGGGGCAGGAAGUGCAGCUAUUGCUUGAUUUUCUUUAUGAAAAUUGAUGCAAUCACCCCUAACUCGUAUCUAAGCAGCUUCAAUGAAUAAGAUCUAGAAAUGUUGCUCAUCUGGCACUAGCAGCAGUCUUGAUAAGUGUUUAAAGAUGGACGAAGCAUAUGUUUUGGAAGAUAUUUUUUCCGUAAAUGUGAGAGUAUUAGCUGGUGUAUCUCUAUUACUUGCUUUUAUCAUCGGCAUUGUUGGCAACCUCGUAGUAUUGUGUGUUAUAAUUAGGACUCUUGGAAAAAAAAAGAAUAUCCCUAACAUUUUAAUCUUAGUCUUAACAACUGUUGAUAUUUUGUUAGUUACAGUCACGUACGUGCAACCAUUGAUCACUUACCUACAUGGAAAAUAUAUUGGUGGUUAUCUGGUCUGUAAUAUACACGCUUCCGUUGUUUUGUUUUUUAAUAGCAUGUCUAUUAUUGUUGUUAUAAGCAUGGCAAUUGAUAGGUAUUUUGCAGUAUCGCGGCCUUACUGCUACCAAGAAAAGAUGGUGUCCAAUGCAACUAAAAUAAUCAUAUUUAUCUUAGUAAACAUGACCAUAUCUGCUGCGAUAUCGAUACCUCCUUUUCUUGGGUUUGGUACCAACACCUUAUAUUAUCCUGGUACCUAUUGUAUGUUUACCCUUCAACCAACAAAUGACCGUGACCGGACAAUGCUGAUGGGUUAUUUAAUUGCAUUUACCAUAAUGAUACUAUUAGUCAUCGUUGCAAACAUCGGCGGCUCGAUUAGCGUUUACGAAAUGAUUUCAUUUCGAACUCAAUAUUCAACUUCGCAAAGUACAGACCAGACUGACAGUGAGGAGUACUUAUUUCUGCGUUUGUCCAUAGUCACCAUGGCAACAUUUUUAAUUUUAUGGUUCCCGCUAUAUGUAUGUCUGUGCAUUUCUUUAUCAAAAACAGAAUACCCAGAUUGGUAUGGUAUGCUGUCUAUUCGUUUAGCUGCAUUACAGGGUGUGAUAAACCCAUGGUUGCAUCCUAUAUUAAGGAGAAAAUUUCGAAGAUCAUUUUGUUGGAUGUUUCAUUCUACCAUUAGUUAUCUUACAUGUAAACUUGUUACUCCACCGCAAGACACAUUAGAUUUUAUUUUGAGCGGUGAGACCAGAAAUAAUAACAACAUUCAGUUAGAGAACAUAAAUGAAAUGAGUGGAAACGUUCUGUUUGACCUGGCACAGAGGAAUAUAGUUGAUUACGUUGACGCCCUUGGAGGAACGAAAACUGCGGAGGAACAUGAUGAAAUAUUUGAUAUUGAAAUGAAUAACAUUUCUAAAGACGUUGUUACGAGUAGUGAAGAUGCGCUUGAUACAAAAUUUUGACCUUUAAUUUUAAAUCAAAUGAAAAUGUAUUUUCUUGUGAAGACUUUUGCAACGGUAUGGAAUUCUAGAAAAAGAAAAUUGCUUGCGUCUUAUAAUAAAUACACGAUAGCUAAAAGAUUUCCACUCUUUUGUGCGAAGAAAAA